GGUCGGAAGAGGUCACAUAAUGCAGCUGCAGGACGCCACGUUUGACACAGCUGGACAGUACGACUGUGAGGUGACUGUCCCGUCUCUUCCAGGCCUGCUGACCAGCGGUUCUGUCCAUAUCAUCGUACAGGGCGCACCUCAGAUGAAGGAUGCGGAUAGGGAGAUUGACCUGAUGGAAAAAGUAGGGGGUUGGGUAAAUUUGAGCUGUGAGGUGAGAGGUUACCCUAGACCCGCCAUCACCUGGAGCAUCACUGGCAGUCAGUCGCAAAGCUGGCAUGAGGUUGUUAAAAGAGAGACAGAGGAUCAAGUCCACAGCGUUGUGAU
This is a messenger RNA of Sinocyclocheilus rhinocerous, 324 nucleotides long. RefSeq names its product basal cell adhesion molecule-like. The transcript is spliced from 3 exons. The annotation marks the transcript as partial. The record is from RefSeq and is a predicted model, not a curated record. Lineage: Eukaryota; Metazoa; Chordata; Actinopteri; Cypriniformes; Cyprinidae.